Diaporthe citri is the source of this 1794-nucleotide messenger RNA. RefSeq lists its product as uncharacterized. Gene Ontology annotation, cellular component: mitochondrion. The coding region runs from base 1 to 1794 and encodes 597 amino acids. The record is from RefSeq and is a predicted model, not a curated record. The transcript has 2 exons. Gene Ontology annotation, molecular function: glycerol kinase activity. Gene Ontology annotation, biological process: glycerol-3-phosphate biosynthetic process; glycerol metabolic process; triglyceride metabolic process. NCBI's taxonomy places the organism in Eukaryota, Fungi, Ascomycota, Sordariomycetes, Diaporthales, Diaporthaceae.
AUGCUUACCACCGCCGUAAAACAAGCAAACCGCAAUGUCGUGCGUCGCGACUCCAAGAGACUGCGCUUCGGCCACGAAGUAGGCACAAUCAGUCUCGAGGGCACCCCCAUCGACGAGAAGGCCGAUGCCAUCUCCGUUGAAUACAUCGAGUGCCGCUCAGCGCCAGCCACCCCAGUUGGCAGACAACCAGGCUCCAUGCAUGAUGACUUCCUCCCCAAGGGGAUCAACUCGACGGAAAUGGAGAAGGAUGAGCAAUGGUUCGUCGGCGCUGUUGACCAGGGCACCACCUCCUCAAGGUUCCUCAUCUUCAACGAGAAGGGUGAGCCUGUCGCCAACCACCAGAUCGAGUUCGACAACCUGUACCCCCAGUCAGGAUGGCACGAGCACGACCCCAUUGAGCUCCUCACCUCCGUUGAGGCGUGCAUAGAGGGUGCCAUGAAGCAGUUCACCGAGAAGGGUCACACUGCCAAAGAGAUCCGCUCAAUAGGUAUCACCAACCAGCGUGAGACAACUGUCGUCUGGGACAAGACCACCGGCGAGCCUCUCCACAACGCCAUCGUCUGGCCAGACACCAGGACCACGAACCUUGUUCGAGAGCUCAAGGGUCGGCCUGGCGCUGAUGACCUGCCCGAGAUGUGCGGCCUGCCUCUGAGCACCUACCCUUCCAGCGUCAAGCUGAUGUGGCUCAUCCAAAACGUCCCUGCUGUGAAGGAGGCGUACGACGAGAGCCGCUUGGCUUUCGGAACCGUCGACUCCUGGCUCAUCUACAGGCUGAACGGCGGUGCUGACGCCGAGAAGCCAGUCCAUGUUACGGACAGCACCAACGCCUCCCGCACUAUGUUCAUGAACCUGCGCACAAUGAAGUAUGAUGAUAAGACACUUGACUUCUUCGGUAUCGACCCCACCAAGUGCGCUCUCCCCGAGAUUGUGCCCUCAUCAGACGACAAGGCCUUUGGCAAGCUCGCCAGGGGCCCCCUGGCUGGCGUCUCCAUCGCCGGCUGCCUGGGUGACCAGUCCAGCGCCCUGGUCGGACAGUGUGGGUUCCAGCCUGGACAGGCCAAGAACACCUACGGUACCGGCUGCUUCCUCCUUUACAACGUCGGCACUGAGCCCGUAAUCUCCAAACACGGUCUGAUGGCGACGGUCGCAUAUGACUUCGGAAAGGGCCACCCACCAGUGUACGCCCUGGAGGGUAGUGUCGCCGUCGCCGGCGCUGGUGUCAAGUAUCUCAUCAACAACAUGGGCUUCUUCGAGAAGUCGGACGAGAUCGAGGAGGUCGCCGCCAGCGUUGAUGACAACGGUGGUGUCGUCUUCGUCACUGCCUUCAGUGGUCUGUUCGCGCCCUACUGGAUCGACGAUGCCAAGGGAACCAUCUUCGGCAUGACACAACACACCAAGAAGGGCCACAUCGCCCGCGCCACACUCGAGGCCACCUGCUACCAGAACCAGGCCAUCCUCCAGGCCAUGGAGAAGGACAGCGGCAAGAAGCUCCAGGUCAUCUCCGUCGACGGUGGUCUGUCCAACUCGGACCUGUGCAUGCAGACACAGGCGGACAUCAGCGGCAUCCCCGUUGACAGGCCCGCCAUGCGGGAGACCACAGCUCUCGGUGCUGCCAUCGCCGCCGGCCUCGCCACUGGCGUGUGGGCGGAGCUGGAGGACCUGAGCGAAAUCAACCAGAAGGGCAGAGUACAAUUCGAGCCCAAGAUCGGCGAGGAGAAGAGGACCAAGAUGUUCAAGAAGUGGGAGCAGGCCGUGGAGAUGAGCCGUGGAUGGGUCACGGACAGCUGCGAAUGA